Messenger RNA from Homalodisca vitripennis (glassy-winged sharpshooter), 630 nucleotides. RefSeq lists its product as uncharacterized. Lineage: Eukaryota; Metazoa; Arthropoda; Insecta; Hemiptera; Cicadellidae. The record is from RefSeq and is a predicted model, not a curated record. Bases 214 to 606 code for a protein of 130 amino acids. The transcript has a single exon.
UGGAGUUUGGCGUUUCUUCAAAUUGUGUGGUGGACUGGUAUUCUUUCUGCCGCGAAGUGUACUUUCAUCACAUUUCAACGACGUCGAAGAAAAUUGGCGGACCUUUGACAGUCGUUGAAAUUGACGAGGCAAAAUUUGGAAAGAGAAAGUACAAUCGCGGCAGAAAUAUUCAGGGACAGUGGGUUUUUGGGGGAAUAGUUUACGUUUGCAAAGAUGGCGGCGCAGAGCAGAGAGUCCUUCCUUGUUCCUGUAGAACAAAGCGAUAGGGACACUCUGCUCGACAUAAUUAAACAAUGGGUUCUACCAGGUACCACAAUUGUUAGCGACUGUUGGCGGGCCUACAAUUGUCCCGGUGACGAGGGAUUUAGGCACUUAACGGUAAAUCACUCAAUAAACUUUGUCGACCCUAACACCGGCGCCCACACGAACACGAUUGAGAGACACUGGAGGGAAGUCAGGGCCAACAUCCCUCGGUAUGGUGUCCAGACUGACCAUUUUGUUGGGUACCUGGCAGAAUUCCUUUUUAAGGCAAAAUACCCCCACGCACAUACCAGGCUCCACCACUUUUUUGUUGCUGCUGCUCAGCUAUAUCCGCCAACACACUAAUGGUAUGUGUUCUCUGUUAAUAUC